AACAGAGCCGUGGCAUCGUUUUAGAGAAGGUUAGAGGGUGGGGGUGAAAGUUGACGGAAAGCAAUGCUGUGACUUGACUGGCAGGGUGCUAGCUAAGCUGCAUGUGUGGAGUCUGAGCUGAGGCAUUUCGAUUUAUAUAAAUCUAGUGCACUGUGAGCCUUGGGGAGUUGUACAAAACAUGACAGCCAACGAAGAUCAAGAGAUGGAGCUGGAAGCUCUUCAGUCCAUCUAUGAAGGAGAUGACUGCUUUAAAGAGCUCAGCCCGGUCUCUUUUCAAUACAGGAUAGGAGACCUAGAAGAUGCAAAAGCGUUCCUACUGGAUAUUUCCUGGCCUGAAACAUAUCCAGAAACAUCCCCCAAAAUAUCCCUGGAUGCUUUUUUUAAUAACAGAAUUUGCCCAGAGGUAAAGAAGACCAUUGUCACCAAACUAGAAGAGCAAGUUGAAGCAAAUCUGGGGACUGCCAUGAUGUAUACAUUGUUUGAAUGGGCAAAAGAAAACCAGCAACAGCUUAUGGAAACCCAUCAUCCUGUGAACAAUGCAUUGACUUUGACAUCCAGCAGUGAGAGUGUCAUUAAUGCUAAUUUCAGCUCUUCAAAGAAAAAGGAAAAAAAAGAGCAGUUAACAAAAUCACAAAAGAGGAAGUUAACAGGAAAAACAGAUAACAAGGGUGAGCUUCCCCGUGGCUGGAACUGGGCAGAUGUAAUCAAGCAUGUAAGUUUUACAUUUUUUAUUAUUAUUUUUUAUUUGUAUUGUUAGUUAUGUAUCAACUUUUUUGUAGUGUUAUUCAGCAGGAUAUUAAAUUCUAGUUUAAUGUUUACAAUAGAAAAAGGCCAGUGUGCACCUGUCACAUGAAGCUGUAUGAUUAAUUUACUUUUCACUGAUAUCCAUUAAGCGCAGAGAUGGCAGACAGACUGGAAAUAGUUUCCUAUAGCUGCGCCCUUUCUGUGCAUGUUGGAUAGCUUUGUGUCAGACCUGUUUGCAGUCUGCUGGCUAGAAUAUUAAGAACAGCGUUAUCAGAAACAUAGGCUUUCACUUACUAUAUGAUAAAGCAUGACAUGUUUAUUAUUAUUAUUAUUAUUAUUAUUAUUAUUAUUAUUAUUAUUAUUAUUAUUUGUUUAUUUAGCAGACGCCUUUACCCAAGGUGACUUACAGAGACUAGGGUGUGUGAACUAUGCAUCAGCUGCAGAGUCACUUACAAUUACAUCUCACCCGAAAGACGGAGCACAAGGAGGUUAAGUGACUUGCUCAGGGUCACACAAUGAGUCAGUGGCUGAGGUGGGAUUUGAACCGGGGACCUCCUGGUUACAAGCCCAUUUCUUUAACCACUGGACCACACAGCCUCCAAUGCUUUUUACUCCUGGGUGCAAUUUGUACCAUGUGUUAAGAAAGGAAAAAAACAAUGUUAAUAGGCUAGGAAUAUGAGUUAAUUGCACUCCUGAGGACAAGAUAACAGCCUUUGUUGUGUAUUAUUUCCCUUUCACAAAAAAGGGUCAAAUUGCAUCAUGAAGCAAAAAGCUGUGAUACAAAUGCCCAGGUGUAUCUUUACACAUGUGUAGUUUGUGCUAUUUUCAUAGAGAUUUCAAACUGUUUAAGGAGUGCCAAACAAGGUUUUAAAAUCAAUUUUCCUAAAUCAUUAUUGCUGGCUCCCCUCCCUGUGUCUUGUGUUGGAAGCCUUUUACUUCUGAAUUUAAUUUGGCGGUGUUCAGGGAUUUCAAAUGCAAUAUUGUACAUGAAAAAUGUUUGCUGCUUCCUGGUAACUAAUAACUUGAUGUGUUGUAGUUUAUACUCACUCCAGUGGUCUAGCUGCAAUCACGCUGUCUGUGUGUAUUCAAAAUGCUUGCAUAUCCUGAAUUACCAUCACAAUAUAAGGGGGUAGUCUUGAGAAAGUUGGUUAACCCUUUAGACUCCAGAAUUUUAAAGCAACAACAAUCUUAUAAUGUUUUUUUUUUUUCUUUGCAAAGCUAAGCAAAACAGGUGGUAAAGAUGACGAUUAGCAGACUCCGGACUGUGAAGUGGAUUUCUUAAUGUUUUAAAAUAAAGUGCAAUGACCAGACAGGACCUCAGAUCUGUUCUAUACAGUGCUGCUUGACUUUAGCUUGACUCUUCCCAGUAUUUAAAAGAGAAGUUAAUAACAAAGCAAGUUUUCUAAUGAAAUGCUCAAUUUUUACAAAUCAACUUUACAUUGCCAAAUUGAAAUAUGUUUUACAGAAAGUUCCCUGUUCAUUGAUUUGUUUCUGUUAGGAUUUCCAUAUCCUGUCAUUCAUGUCCAUGUUACCAGAACAUAACCUUGAUAAACUAUUUUACUGUCAAUGCAAACAUGUAACCAACUACAAAUUGUAAGUUAUGUAUCUAAAUUCUGCCAGUUGUUAUACAGUAAACUUGUUACCUCUGUUGUUCA
Messenger RNA from Acipenser ruthenus (sterlet), 2399 nucleotides. RefSeq names its product RWD domain-containing protein 4-like. NCBI's taxonomy places the organism in Eukaryota, Metazoa, Chordata, Actinopteri, Acipenseriformes, Acipenseridae. The coding region runs from base 179 to 757 and encodes 192 amino acids. The record is from RefSeq and is a predicted model, not a curated record. Gene Ontology annotation, molecular function: protein binding. The transcript has 7 exons.